Mus caroli (Ryukyu mouse) is the source of this 3333-nucleotide messenger RNA. The record is from RefSeq and is a predicted model, not a curated record. NCBI's taxonomy places the organism in Eukaryota, Metazoa, Chordata, Mammalia, Rodentia, Muridae.
AAUUCAGUGCAGCAGGUCCUGCUCAGCCAAAGAUGCCUGUCACAUCCACCCUAGGAAUGGUCAGCAAGGAAAUGCAGCAACCAAGGUGUGAUUGGACUGGGGAGACUCUCACUGCCUACAAUCUGCUGUGAUUCCCUCUUGGAAGAUAAUCCACUGCAUUGGACAAUAUUCCUGUAGAUCAAUGUUAAGGGAUCGCUUACACUUGAGAAGAACUACUGAACAGCACGUGCCAGAGGUCGAGGUCCAGGUCAAACGUCGAAGGACAGCCUCACUGAGCAACCAAGAGUGUCACUUGUACCCACGACGUUCUCAGCAACAGCAAGUUCCUGUGGUGGAUUUCCAGGCAGAACUAAGACAGGCAUUCUUAGCUGAGACACCAAGAGGUGGUUAAAGCAGUAUUGCAACUUCAAGGUGGUGGAAUUCAAGGAAAACAGGACCCAUCCGCUGUUUGUGAAACUUUGGUCAAGCUUACAUUGUUUGUUAAUAGCCUGCAUCGAACCUUUAUUUAUAGCCCUUCCCCAAGUUUUAAGGAUCUUGAAAUUUUAGUGUUGACAACGGCUAUUGUGGAACAGCAAUCAUGACUGUGGGUAAGAGUAGCAAGAUGCUGCAGCACAUUGACUAUAGAAUGAGAUGUAUCCUGCAAGAUGGGAGAAUCUUCAUUGGCACCUUUAAGGCUUUUGACAAGCAUAUGAAUUUGAUCCUCUGUGAUUGUGAUGAGUUCAGGAAGAUCAAGCCAAAGAAUGCAAAACAGCCAGAACGUGAAGAAAAACGGGUUUUGGGUCUCGUCUUGCUACGUGGGGAGAACUUGGUUUCCAUGACUGUGGAGGGCCCACCUCCUAAAGAUACUGGCAUUGCUCGUGUGCCUCUUGCUGGCGCUGCAGGUGGCCCUGGGGUUGGAAGAGCAGCUGGCAGAGGAGUACCAGCAGGUGUACCUAUUCCCCAAGCUCCUGCUGGAUUAGCAGGCCCUGUCAGAGGAGUUGGAGGCCCAUCCCAGCAGGUCAUGACCCCACAAGGAAGAGGCACUGUUGCAGCUGCUGCUGUUGCUGCUACUGCUAGCAUUGCAGGAGCCCCAACCCAAUACCCGCCAGGACGGGGAACUCCACCUCCACCUGUAGGCAGAGCAACCCCACCUCCAGGCAUUAUGGCUCCUCCACCUGGUAUGAGACCACCCAUGGGCCCACCCAUUGGGCUUCCCCCUGCUCGAGGGACACCUAUAGGCAUGCCUCCUCCAGGAAUGAGACCCCCUCCACCAGGAAUUAGAGGCCCACCUCCCCCAGGAAUGCGCCCACCAAGACCCUAAGAUACAGUUGAUAAAUCUCAGCCCUUCUCUUCCCCUACAAUGCUUCUUGUGAAAUUGUGUACCUGCAAGCUUUUUGACCCCUCUUACUGCAUUAACUAUAGAUAAUAAAUACAUAGAGCAAUUCAUUUGGGGUUUUUCUUUGUCUGCUGAUUUUGUUAGUUAGAGUGAAACCAAAUGUGUUUUAGUGGUGAAAUUAUUGUUAAAGAUUACUAUAUUAAGUUUAUAUUAACUAAACACAGAUAAGACAUUUGCUCAAGCUAGUUUCUUAGGAUCAGAUGGUUGAAAUAUUUUCCUGAUUUCUGACAUUGACUUCAAGCAUUGGCUCAAAACCUUACAGAUAAGAAAAAUCAAGAUCCAUUUGCUAAGAUUUACAAGCCAUUCCGGUCAAUUAAAUAUGUUUCGCUUAACGGUGUGUGAAGAUACUUAAUCAGAUAUUUAAAUUCACAUCAUUUAUGGCACUGGUAUGUCAUUAUUGCUUAUGAAUUAAAACAUGGAAUGCAGGGUAUUUUCCAAUCUUCCAAACAUAUUCUAUUACUUAGCAGUCUAUCCUAUGUUUACAAAUAUACAUACAUCCAUAUACACACAUACGCAUGCAUUCCAUGCAUGCACACGCACACACACAGACAUUUAUCAUGUACUGGGUCCAUUUUGGUUUUAGUUUGUACAUACAUUUGUUUAGGUUCAUUAAUUAGUAUUAAAUAAAUUAUAAAAUGUUUUUCCUGAAGAAUACUCAUUCUCAGAAGUGAAUGAUAUUUCAUGUGUGUGGGGCCUUAUGAAAUUUCCAGUAUCCAUGUCAGUAUGUCUGGUGAUGGUAUUGCGCAGCUUCUUUCAUGUCUAGGAGUUGCUAAUUAACCCUCCCUCCCAUAUUCUGGAGGUUGGUAAACAGGAGGCUCUGAUAUUUGGAUGUGAGUGAUGACUACAAAUUUGAAGAAAAUCUAUGAUCUUAUUCUUGAGCUAAAAGUGACCACUCAGAGGUGAGUUGUGAAAUGAACAUUGUUUUGCUAGUGUAAAUAUCAGUCUAAACUAUGGAUUAUAGAUGAUUAAAAACACUUUUCUUAAGAAUUUUUACAAGUUAGAAUUUACAUCAGCAUGCCAGUCUAUAAAUGUCUAUGGAAGAUCUUUUGAUGAGACAUCUUUCAGUUUCCAUUUUAGGGGAAUUUGAUGCAAGGUCUCAUAUAGCCUAGCCUUACCUCACAUUUCCCUUAUGGGCAAAGAUGACUGCACUCUCAUCCUUCUGCCUCAAUAUACUAAGUUCUAGUAUUACAGCUAUUUCUAUCAUGCCCUACUUCAUCCUAAUUCUAAUAUAUAGAUGAGCACAUGCGUCCUAAAACAGUUUGAUAUUAGCUCUCUGAUUUCUUAAUAUGCAUAGUUAUUUUUUAUGAACCCUUAAAUAAUUUGACAUCAUUUAUCUUUCUUUACCAGAGCAUGAAGAAGCUUAUUAUAGAAACAAUAUGACACAAACACACAUUGGAACGAGUUUUUGUAUGUAGGAUAGUUCAGCCUAGCAUGUAUGAAGGUGUGUUUGAUUCCAAAAAAACAAACCAAUUGCAUUGGUGCAUACUGGAAAUUGAGGCAAGGAGAUCAGUAGUUUCAAGGCUAUAUAAUGAAACCCUGUCUGAACGUCAGAAUUUUGAGGAUUACUUGGAAAAUAAAGAUUUUCCACUUUUUAGUCAUUAAUUAUUAUAGCUUAAUUUUUGAAAGAUUGUCUGUUUAUGUAUUGGAAACUGGUUUCCUAGAGACUAUUAUGUAUAGUAGGAUAUUGGUGGUGGAAGUGAAUUGCACAAGUUAUAAGAUACAAUGAAAUAAUUGUCUAAUAUUUUACAGACUUGCUUCUGUUAUCUACUGAUUUAAACAGGUUCAUUCAGUUAAAAUUUUGAAAUUGCUUCUUAUUUCUUUUAUCACCUUUCAAAGAAGCUGUUCAUUCUUUUUCUUUAUAUGUGUCAUCAGAACAUGAAUUUUAUAAAAUGUAUUAAAGCCUGCUUUUUGUAGAUCAGUAUCCAAUUCUGAAAUAUGUUAUAUCUGUAUUCAUAUUA